AAGUACAUUUAUCCAAAAGGGGAUCCAAAACAUUACAGUCACUGGUAAUAUGAACCUCUGCUCCAAAUGCUAUCACGACCUCAGAGUCACCCAAGAAGCCUCCUUCGAACCCGAAACCUCCCUUGAAUCUGCUCUUGCGUCGUCAUCAUCAUCAUCAGAGAGCAGUGGAACGGCUGCACAGACUAGUGCCAAGACGAGGAGGUGCUUGAGCUGUAACAAGAAAGUGGGCUUGAUGGGGUUUAAGUGCAAGUGUGGGAGUACAUUCUGCGGAGACCAUAGAUAUCCCGAGAAUCACGAAUGCGAGUUCGAUUUCAGAGGACAAGGAAGAGAUGCGAUUAGCAAAGCUAAUCCCUUGGUGAAGGGUGAAAAGGUCAAGAGAUUCUAAGUAAAAGAGUAAUCUGAAUGUUUUUUUUUGGCUAUUAAAGAUGAUCCUUGUGUUACUUAUAUGUAUAUGUAGCUAUGGUUAUACGGUUUGAUUGCUCUAGGGAUAUGUUAGAUCGGUUUGUGUUGUUGCUAUUGAUUUGUCUUUUUUUUUUGGUGGAGUGUUGGUUUUUGAUAAAAUUUGUUUAUAGAAAUGUGUGUGUGACA
Molecule: messenger RNA, 588 nt
Organism: Brassica rapa (field mustard)
Lineage: Eukaryota; Viridiplantae; Streptophyta; Magnoliopsida; Brassicales; Brassicaceae
Product: zinc finger A20 and AN1 domain-containing stress-associated protein 1-like
Biological process (GO): proteasome-mediated ubiquitin-dependent protein catabolic process
Molecular function (GO): zinc ion binding
Source: RefSeq, a predicted model, not a curated record